GACAAAAAAGUCAGAUACGCAUUAAAGUAUGUCAUAUAUGGGAGAUAUAUAGAUUCGCAGCUAAGACAUUAGACAUGGCAUUCUAACAACAACUGGAAUCGCUUCAGAGGGAGAGACUGAGAGCCAAUCGUAGUCUAGGGUUUAGAAAAUGGAUGCUCCAGCUCAGCCAUCAGACACCGUGAUGUCAGAGGCGGCCCCUCCUCCUCAAUCUGACCCACCGCCGCAGCCGGUGGCCGGGAUCGAGAAUAUUCCGGCCGCGCUCAGUCACGGUGGCCGAUUCAUCCAAUACAACAUAUUUGGCAACAUCUUCGAAGUCACCGCCAAGUACAAGCCCCCCAUCAUGCCCAUCGGUAAAGGAGCGUACGGCAUAGUAUGUUCCGCCUUGAAUUCAGAGACCAAUGAGCACGUUGCAAUAAAGAAGAUAGCGAAUGCCUUCGACAAUAGAGUUGAUGCAAAGAGGACUCUACGCGAGAUCAAACUACUCCGUCACAUGGAUCAUGAAAACGUUGUUGCAAUAAGAGAUAUAAUACCGCCACCUCAGAGGGAGAUAUUUAAUGAUGUUUACAUUGCAUAUGAGCUUAUGGACACUGAUCUCCACCAAAUCAUUCGUUCCAAUCAAGCAUUAUCAGAGGAGCACUGUCAGUAUUUCUUGUAUCAGAUACUCCGUGGGUUAAAAUACAUACAUUCCGCGAAUGUGCUGCAUAGAGACUUAAAGCCUAGCAAUCUCCUCUUGAAUGCCAAUUGUGAUCUAAAAAUAUGUGAUUUUGGACUAGCCCGUGUCACUUCAGAAACUGAUUUUAUGACAGAAUAUGUUGUUACAAGAUGGUAUCGGGCACCAGAGCUGUUGUUAAAUUCUUCAGAUUAUACUGCCGCCAUUGAUGUGUGGUCAGUUGGUUGCAUUUUCAUGGAACUAAUGGAUAGGAAGCCUCUUUUUCCUGGAAGAGAUCAUGUGCACCAGCUACGCCUGCUUAUGGAGCUGAUUGGCACACCAUCAGAGGCUGAAUUGGGGUUUUUGAAUGAAAAUGCAAAGAGAUACAUUCGUCAACUUCCUCCUUAUCGUCGCCAGUCACUUACUGAGAAAUUUCCACGUGUCCACCCUGCAGCUAUUGAUCUUGUUGAGAAAAUGCUAACAUUUGAUCCUAGACAGAGGAUUACAGUGGAAGAUGCACUAGCACAUCCCUACCUAACGUCACUCCACGAUAUUAGCGAUGAACCAACCUGCAUGACUCCAUUCAACUUCGACUUUGAGCAGCAUGCUCUGAGUGAGGAACAGAUGAAGGAGCUGAUUUACAGAGAGGCUCUCGCAUUUAAUCCCGAGUAUCAUCGCAUGUGAUUUGAAUAUUGUGGCUUUAAUCAGUGUGGUGUUCAAGAUUUGUAUGAUUAAUGAUCUAUUUCUUCAUGUAUAUAUGUUCCAUCCGAAACCUGGAUGGCUUUGAAAAUGAUACAUUUUAUUAUGGGCAGAGUUCUGACUUCUGAGUACUGAGAACUAAAAGGGGAUUUGUAUGGGUGCUUUCCUUUUGUACUUUUAAUUUAUUGUAGCCUAACGUCAGGUCAAAAAAAAAAAAAAACAGACUGACGCUGGAAUUCUGGUCUUUAGGUUUUUUUCUUUUUUGUGUUUUUAAUUCUAGGUUCUUCCGAAGCCUUCAAUUAUUCAAAACACAAGAAAUUAAUCAAACCAUAAUUUAUUUUUUGGGUGCUAGAAUAA
Molecule: messenger RNA, 1705 nt
Organism: Cornus florida
Lineage: Eukaryota; Viridiplantae; Streptophyta; Magnoliopsida; Cornales; Cornaceae
Product: mitogen-activated protein kinase homolog MMK1
Exons: 6
Coding region: 149-1333 (394 amino acids)
Biological process (GO): protein phosphorylation; intracellular signal transduction
Cellular component (GO): cytoplasm; nucleus
Molecular function (GO): ATP binding; MAP kinase activity
Source: RefSeq, a predicted model, not a curated record